AAGAAAGAUUCGAAGAAUUUAUAUUUCUUUCUACCACUGUCAAAAUGGCUACCAUGUCACUUGCAGCCCAGAAUCUCUUCCAUGUGAACGGCCUGGUAGCCGUCAUUACUGGAGGAGGAUCAGGUAUUGGCUUGAUGAUGGCCAAAGCCCUGGCCCUCAAUGGCGCCCACAAAGUGUAUAUAAUAGGCCGACGCAAAGACGUGCUCGAGAAAGCCGCCGCCUCCGUCCCAACAGAAAACAUAAUCCCUCUCGUCGGCGACGUGACCUCCAAAGAAUCACUCGCCUCCAUAGUCUCUACCAUCACCUCCGAAGUUGGCUAUAUAAACGUCCUGAUCGCCAACUCGGGGAUUCUGGGUCCUUCGAGAUCAGCACUCAGCGGCACUCUAACAAUUGAAGAAUUUCAGAAGAUCUUUGGAGAGAUCUCCUUCGAGGAAUACAAUGAGACAUUUAGAGUUAAUGUGGUGGCAGUAUGGUUUACUGUUGUUGCAUUUUUGGGGCUGUUGGAUGCGGGUAACAAGAAGGGGAAUGUGUUUCAGAGGAGCCAGGUUAUCACGACGAGCAGUAUUGCUGGCUUCAAUAGAAUGUCGGCUAGUAGUUUUGCCUAUGGGCAGACCAAAGCUGCCGCAACGCAUUUGGCCAAGCAAUUGGCUUCUGGCCUAGUGCCGUAUGGGAUCCGUUCAAAUGCGAUUGCGCCUGGUUUAUUUCCAUCCGAUCUCGCAGCAGGCCUCAUCGGCGACGGGGUCUUCCCCAGAGAGAGGCUCCCCCUCGAACGAGUCGGAACAGAGGAGGAAAUGGCAGGGACAAUCCUGUACCUCACUAGCAGAGCAGGUGCAUAUUGCUCCGGCAAUGUUAUGGUCGUCGAUGGUGGCAGACUGAGCGUUCUGCCAUCAACAUAUUGA
Amorphotheca resinae ATCC 22711 is the source of this 899-nucleotide messenger RNA. RefSeq lists its product as hypothetical. The coding region runs from base 45 to 899 and encodes 284 amino acids. The transcript has 3 exons. Gene Ontology annotation, molecular function: oxidoreductase activity. Lineage: Eukaryota; Fungi; Ascomycota; Leotiomycetes; Helotiales; Amorphothecaceae. The record is from RefSeq and is a predicted model, not a curated record.